Molecule: messenger RNA, 1725 nt
Organism: Labrus mixtus (cuckoo wrasse)
Lineage: Eukaryota; Metazoa; Chordata; Actinopteri; Labriformes; Labridae
Gene: trmt10c
Product: tRNA methyltransferase 10C, mitochondrial RNase P subunit
Exons: 1
Coding region: 144-1634 (496 amino acids)
Biological process (GO): positive regulation of mitochondrial translation; mitochondrial tRNA 5'-end processing
Cellular component (GO): nucleoplasm; mitochondrion; nucleus
Molecular function (GO): tRNA binding
Source: RefSeq, a predicted model, not a curated record
CCCCCAGCAGUGUUUGACAAGCAUGGACGCAGCGAGAAUGGGAACACAACUUUGGGAAUAUGAGAUACAGUGACGAGCUUUUUUUUUUUUAAUACUCCUCAGAAAGCUGCUGUUUAAAAAUAAUAUAUAUAUAUAUUUGUACGAUGCUGCGUCUUCUUGCAACCCAGGGUUUGUACGACCUUUGUACGUGUAGUCAUCUUGUGGCGUCAUGUGUGAUCAAGAGGAAAGCCACACGUCUUCUCCCGGUCAGCAGCGCCUGUCACCGACCACACGUACUGGGCAGAACCUUCAACACCGGGAGCCCAGUAUGGAAAGAUGCUCCCCGGCCUCAGAUAGAUCAAUCAGGGGAACUAGACACAACAUAUCUGGAUAAAUGGAAAUCUGUCAUGAGGUCUAAUGUUGCACCAGCAGAGAAAGUCAGCAAAGGAGAGGAGGCGAAUGAGGACGGCGAAAACGAUGAACCUGGAGACACUUCGAAGUGCAGCUCUUCACUGGCGGCCACUCGGGAAAUGGUCGCGAUGUGGCGCGAAGCUGGGAAGUUCGUGCCCGAGGAGAUGACAGACGAACAGGUUCGGAUUGUGGCAGAGCUCACCACCAAGUCCGCCAGGAAGAAGUACCUGAAGUUUCUGGCGAUCAAAGAGGGCUACAAAAGGACACACAAAGAGAAGCAGCAGCAAAGGAUGGCGGAGAAGGAAGCGAUGAAGGAGCAGAAAGGAGGACAGGACAGUGGAGCCGAGGAACCUAAAAAUACGUUUGUGCGCAAGUUCUGGAGCCGCUCCCUGGACCAGCUCCUGGCCUGGAGGAGCGCCCAGGCUAUGUUGUUUGACCAGCCACUGGUGAUCGAUAUGAGCUACGACUCCAAAAUGUCCAGGAGAGAGUUGGAUAACACAGUCUCCCAGCUGAUGGAGGUGGAAGGGUGGAACCGGCGUGCCGUUGAGCCCUUCCACCUCCACUUCUGCAACCUGCAGGAAGACGGUGCGUACAUGCAGGAGCUGCUCAAACGCUACGGAGCAGAGACAUGGGACCGCCUGCUCGUCACCAGCAGCCACCGCCAGCAUGUCGACAUGUUCCCCCGUGAGCAGCUGGUGUACCUCACUGCAGACUCGCGCAACGUUCUCCGCAAGUUUGACCACUCCAAGGUCUACGUCAUUGGGGCUCUGGUGGACCGCUCAAUCCAGCCUGGGUUGUCUUUAGCCAACGCCAAGCGUCUGAAGCUGGCCACGGCCCGGUUGCCUCUGGAUGAGUUUCUCCACUGGGAGAUCGGGGCCAAAAACCUGACCCUGGACCAGAUGAUCCGCAUCAUGCUCACGAUCAAGGAGACCGGGAAAUGGGAGGAGGCGCUGAAGUUUGUGCCUCAGAGGAAGCAUGAUGGAUUCCACCAACAGAAGACUCAGAGAGUGACGAACAAUAACAGAGUCAUUGGUGCAACAAACCAUGGACAAAGGCUGAAUGUUGACAGGACAUUAAGCUCCAGAGAAGAGACGUUUAAAAGCGAGGGUCCAAGUUUUCACGGGUCCCGCAAGGAGUCAGGGUUAAACAAAGCAGCGGGGACAAAAGUACGGACGUCAUUUAAGAGCAACAUCGAGGGAAGGAAAGGUGCAGGCAAAAACAAAACGUGGUGGGACGAAGAGUGAAGUAAUAAAAUGAUCUAGUGAUAAUAAGGAUAUGUCUGUUUAGGGUCACCACCUGGGACAUUCGGUUAAUAAAAUGGUUGUUAUUGGUAUA